AUGGCCGCUCUUGACGGCCAAGGAGAAUCGAGGGCCACCAGGCCGAUAUUCUUCUCAGCAGGAACCUUUAAAAGGGGCAAAAUUUCGUUCUCGUUCAGACAGAGCCUCACAUCGACUACGAAUUUCUUGAAGAGAAGGUUUUCCUCGUCGGAUCUCAGCGGUGACCUCGACCCAGAUUUUGCGUCGGGCGUUGCUGGCAAUGUCCAGCAACCCAUCUAUGGCGCCCAUGCAGAACAGUUCGGGGUCGGACCUGCACCGGCCACUCACCCACCUGGUGCACCAUCCGCGCCUCAGACCCCGCUGAUUACAGCAGGACAACCAUCUCAACAAGAUCUGCUUAAUUCGCUGCGGAGCUCAUCUGCCAUAUCCGCUCCCGCCUCCCCAGCGCGAAGCGUGACGUCAUUUCUAUCUCGGGGAGUAUCCUUGACUGGAACCCUCAAAGGAGCAGGAUAUAAUAAGGACAGACACCUCACUUUGCUUGUCAUUGAUGAUCAGCCCACCGACUGGUCUCGCUAUUUCCGUGGACGGAAGGUGCAUGGGGACUGGGACAUCCGAGUGGAGCAGGCCGAAUUCAAGGAACUUUCCCUUUGCUCGAACAGCGAACUUGGAACAGCCGUGUCGAUGAAUUCGUUUCGACAAGGAAAUAAGGUAUCUAAAACGUUUCGGCCCGAUUUCCUGUUGGUGAGACAACAUGUGCGCGACGCCCACCACGAUUACCGACCGUUACUUCUGGGUUUUCGCUAUAGUGGGGUGCCCGCAAUCAAUUCGAUACACUCUCUCUAUAAUUUCCAGGACAAGCCUUGGGUGUUUGCCCAACUAUUGAGUUUACAACGACGUAUGGGAAAGGAGCAGUUCCCUUUGAUGGAACAAACAUUCUUUCCUACUUACCUGGACAUGUGUAUGAGCAUGCCCAAAUUUCCAUGCGUGGUUAAAAUUGCUCAUGCUCAUGGGGGCAUCGGCAAAAUCAAGGUAGAAAAUCAAUUCGACUAUAUGGACGUCCAAAGCGUGGUAGCAGUAUCACAUUCAUACUGUACCGUCGAGCCUUUCAUCGAUACAAAAUACGAUCUUCACAUCCAGAAAAUCGGCAAUAACUACAAAGCGUUUAUGCGCAAAAGUAUCAGUGGUAACUGGAAAGCGAAUAUGGGGUCUGCUAUGUUGGAACAGGUGGUUUUAUACGAACGCUAUAAAACAUGGGUAGACGCUGUGGCGGAACUUUACGGUGGACUAGACAUUUGUGCGGUAGAGGCAAUUCAAGGAAAGGACGGCCGGGAAUAUAUUACGGAGGCCAAUGACUCAUCGCUGCAGCUCUUAGGCGAGACUCAAGACGAGGACAGACGUCUGAUCGCUGAUUUGGUAGUUCAGAAAAUGCACCAGUUCUGCAGACCGCCCGGAACUCAGCUGUCAGCCCGUCCGGCCGUUCCCGCAACUGCACCUCCAUUUGCAGCAAAUGUAUCCGCGCCUGCAUCAGGAGCAGCGACUGCCACUAGUGCUCCGGGAGCUGCCCCCGGCUCAGCCGUGGCUAGCGCACCUCCACAGCCUCCGAGGCCAGUUCCACCUCCGGCAGUUUCUGGCGACGCUAAUGCUUCUUCACAGGCGGGAACCCUUCCGCCUCGUCCAGCGCCACCGGGUCUCCGUCGGGGUUCGUCGACAACUACUGGCCCCCCACCUCCGACACCGCCCCCGCCUUCAGCCGCUGCCCUUCAGGCUGCCGGAUCCUCGGUCCAGCCGUCAUCAGCUACAACCAGUGCCACUCAGCAACAGCCACCACCCCCCGUGCCGGCUGCACCUGGGACGGUGACCGGAACAGCGGCACCCGGAACGGCUACAUCGGACACGAACCCGUUCAACACGGCCGCCGGAGCCGCAGAACAGGCGUCUGCCGCGGCUUCCGCAGCUGCAUCAGCCCUCUCAAGAGGCGCCGCGUCGUUAUUCCGAAGGGAAAGCCAGAGCGAUAAAGCCGGAGUUGACGAUCCUGAAGACACCAUGGGCAACCUACGUAAGACGUUUGCCGGAGUCUUUGGCGAUAUGUAAGAAGCAAAAUACAAUAGAGGAUUGCGACAGCAGUGAAUCUAUGAUUUGAAUAAAUUAAUUAAACUGAUUUCUCUAUUCAUGCAUUAAACUAAUGGAGGACAUCUUCGGCGGCCGAUAAAAAGUUCGUGUACCAAAGUCCCGUGUACGCUUUCCCUAAAAAAAUACAUACGACAUUUUUGUUUAAACCCGUUUCUCGGUUACCACGAAUUGUGUGCUUAAUACAGGAACUAAAUACUAUUACUAUGAUGCUAGCUAUAUUGACAGUCGUAACAUAAAUCAUUCCACUAUCAACACAAGUGCUUCGAACAAGAACAACUGCGGCCACGGCAACAACAGUACGAUUGCAGCAAUGCUACUUAAGCAGCUGGCACUCUGACCUAUUCCAAAAAGGUGAUAGGAAGUAGAGAAAAUUGGUCAUCGAGCAGACGCAUUGAUUGACCAAUGUAUCGAUCACUCAGCAACGCUUCACCACAGCAAUGCUUUCUAACCUCACGAAGUUUCCCGAGAAACGACUCCCGACGGCGAUAAGUACAGCAGAAUCAUCAUCAACAGCAGCAGCAGCAGCAGCGGGAAGGCCAAAACAACAGCGACUUAGAGGUGUGCAAAAAACACCCAUAUUAUCGAACUAACUAUACACUAUAUGGACACAUAUGAUACAUCAGGAACAACAAUGGUGAACGAAACAUACUCAAACACUGACAGAUUCAUAUGCUUGCACAAUAAUGCUACUGAUUGGAUGAUGGAUCCCUCUAAAAAGGUCUUCAGGUAACUUUACGAGCCUAGCUUCACCUUGCCGCUCUCCACUGCUGUCCUCCUAGAUUUCAUGCAAUGCAUCCGUAAGAUACGUUCGUACGUGCGUACAAUCGAUUGCGCCUUUACUAUUUGGUUGCAUGUUUAAACUGUAGAAGUAAAAUGUAUACUUACUAAGUAAACUACGUUACAUACAUAUAUGACAGUAUACUGACACACCUAAUCGUCAAGUUCCUGUCAAGAAUCACAACAAACGACUGUCUGAACUUGAAUGAAUGAUUUUUGAUCCCAUCAACAUUAUGAUACGACUUAUUCAUUGCGAUAUUCGGCCCAAGAUGAAGUAGGAAGCAAAAACAACUGGAAUUAGUAAUGCUUUAUAAUCCGCUAUGUAAGACGUAAUUUAAUAAGAACUUAUCGAUACUGAAUGAUUAUUUAUCUAUUAUAAUUUUUACACUAUGUGUAUAUGUGAGUAUGAUCGCUACUAUUUGUACUCGUUACAUAUAGUGUAACUUACAUACAUUAUUGGGCAAUGUUACGUGUUUACAUUGUUAUGCUAUGGUCUAUCCACUAUUAUUAUUUAUUUAUUUAUAUUACUAUAUUAUGGUAAGUUUACCUUUAGUGAUAUCAAAGAAGGAUAAUUCUCCGAUACAGAAAGAUCUACGUCGUAAUAGAGAAAGAGAAUUGUAUUUAACAAUAUAUAUAUAUAUAUAUUUUACGUUCAUAAUUAUUUUCCCUUGCGAUCAUGUCAGCGGUUGUACAGUGAGGCCCAAGCAUGAUGAAAUGUCGUCAUUCUUGUUAUACAAUAGGUUAUGUAUCAGGCGUGAGGAUAUAAGAGGUUAUCAGGGUCAACAAACCAUUUCCUCGACCUAAAUUCGUCUGUUUAGUAUGUGAAAGACAUAAAAUACUUGUCCUAGAAUGGGUCCUAUUUUUCUAUGCUUUGUAAACGAAUUCACUCAUUGACGAUGGCACGCUACCAUUCGAUUUUAUCUUUGGAUAUUCGCUCGCCGCAUUAUGUACUCUGCGCGUUUACUCACUGAACACUUAAAAACUUGAACCUUUGUCGUCAUUAUUAGUCCGGCAACGCACCCAGGCGGACAUCUUGUCACUGCUGCACUGAGUACAGAACUAUGUAGGUCUGCAGUUUAUAUGGAUGGAAAAGCCAACUGCUAAAUGAUGAGGCGCGAUAGAAUGUACACAAAUCAUAAACUCCCUCUUGAAACUGUUUGGAAUAAUAAAAUUGCUGUAAUUUUCACCACUAUAGCAGCCCCUGCACAGUCAGCUAACGUCUGUCGCAAAAAUGCUCGGAUCUAGUCUAAAUUAUAGUACGAUUACAAUUUGUGUAUCAAAUAUUAGCCGAGUGAGCUAAGGUACUUUCUAAAGGAAAUCGAUAUUGAGAAGCGCCUUCAGAUGACGGAUUAUGAAGCGAGACAAAAUAGUAAAAAAAAACAAAAAAAAACUGGGAGAGUAGAAUAUAGCGUCUGUCGAACGAACGGGACGUAAUCGAUUCUCUACACAAAAAAAAAAAUAAGACAAAUUGAAUCGAAUUCCUACAUGUUCGUAUAAUAAUAUAUACGACUAACUAAAAAUUUGAAAUUUAAUUAAUCUCUACACCUAUACAUGAUAUACAUCUAUAUAUAUAUCUAUAUAUAUAUAUAUAUAUAUAUAUAUAUAUAUAUAUAUAUAUAGUGUGUACAAGUCACGAAUGUAUUACAAUGAGUACCACUUUGAUGAAAUGCCUUGUGUUUGAGAAGAUGAUUUCGCUUGACAAAAAGCUCCUUGGGGCUGGUAAAAGUGCUUGAUCCUACUCUGUGCUAUACUAUUGAAUGGAUUAUAACAAUAAUCGCAAUUAGCUUUACGUAAUUUUUUUUUUCGAAUUAGAAACAUUUCAACCAAGUAAAUCAUCAAGAGGGUCACAAAGACGUUCUGUUUACCAGCGCGUAUAAGCUCUACGAUAGAUACGCGUGUACUUCAUGCUCGUGUUAUAAUCUAAUGAAUCGCGCGGAAGUCACAGCCUACCCAAGGAACUCUACCAUGAUAGCAAACAUAUAUUACAAACAUAUAUAGGCUGAUUAACUCGAUACUAAAAGACACUUCCGCGAAUCAGCAAAUCAAAUACGUAAAGCUCACUGCAGUAAACAGGUUAGUGUCUAAUAAGUUUGACUUUUUUUGUUUCAGGAUCUAGAAAUUCUAAGGACUUUUAGGGGUGGUGUAAUUCAGAAAACAUAGCGUUCUUAGAUAGUUUCUUCGUCCUCAGUAACUGUUCCAUACUUUUGAAAUGCGCGCGCUUGGUUCAUGCCACUUGCUUAAACAUUAAAAAUGUUUACCGAAUUCCGCGGGGUGGAUGUGACCGAAGAUCUGCGUACAAACCUAUUGUGGGGUACGGGGGUAAGCCAUAGCUUGAACAUGAGUUGCUAUCGAUUUGACGAAGGAUCUGCCGGCAUUGAUUAGCCGAAAAUCAUAUGAUGACUUGUCCUUGAACGGUAGAAUGAUCAAUGAAGUUUGGGGCGACGUUUGAACAGAAAGGAACGGGCAAUUACGCUGUUCGUUUUCAGCGGAUUCUCACACCUGUUAGGUAUUUUGUUAUGUGUUUUAACAGUGUGUGUAAUAACAACAGCAACAAAAACUCGAUAUAGAGCGGCCAAGAAGGGAGACGAAAAUAGAGAAGACUAGAUAAAAUAAAAUGUAUCCAUGUGAUAAGUUCGUGAUGGUUGCCACAGGUCGACUGAGUUGCCAGUUCAAACAGGAAUUCAUUAUACGAGCAUGGCUGCUAGCUAUAUAUAUAUAUAUAUAUAUAUAUAUAUAUAUAUAUAUAUAAGAUUAGUUAAGUAGUGCAGUACGCUCAAAAACUUGCGUCGUGUACACUUAUUUGAUACUCUUAUAUGAUUAUAAUUUUUCUUCCAAAAUACAACUACUACACUAUAUUGUAGUCUUUCUAUUUUCCGUGGUGGGGUACGUGAGUUCUCAGACUUGAUUCAUAAAUGUAUGGCUUACUGUUGUCGAAUGGACUUGCAGUAUCGGAAAUACCUAAACCAAAGGCGGAUGAGAGGCCUUGAACAUUUUGAACAAUUGCAAGAUGAAGCAGUUGAAACACAGGAAAAAA
Varroa destructor (honeybee mite) is the source of this 5881-nucleotide messenger RNA. Its product is annotated as synapsin-like. Gene Ontology annotation, biological process: neurotransmitter secretion. Gene Ontology annotation, molecular function: metal ion binding; ATP binding. Gene Ontology annotation, cellular component: synaptic vesicle membrane; synaptic vesicle. The record is from RefSeq and is a predicted model, not a curated record. NCBI's taxonomy places the organism in Eukaryota, Metazoa, Arthropoda, Arachnida, Mesostigmata, Varroidae.